AUGGCGAAAGGGUCAGAAUUUGAAUCGGUUCAAAAGUACCUGGAGGAGGUCAAGUAUGAACGACUUUGUGUUUCAUGCUGGGCACAAGUGCUGAUAGACCGCCUGCUCCUGGACGAGUUAUCCAGUGCCCGGUUGCUCAUGGUGUCCAAAGAUUGCCGAUGUGAGCAGUUGAGCAUUGCCGCGAAGGAAGAGGAUAGGAAGAGACAGCUAGGCCUUCGCUAA
This is a messenger RNA of Cladocopium goreaui, 222 nucleotides long. The record is from the annotation of a GenBank genome assembly. Lineage: Eukaryota; Dinophyceae; Suessiales; Symbiodiniaceae.